AAAACUCAUGACAGUUUCAUCAGAUUUUUUGUUGUUGCCGGCUAAUUUUAUUUUAUUUGAAUUUUCCAAAGAUUAACGAAUAAAAAUGUCUUUGGCUGAUGAAUUGUUGGCCGAUUUGGAGGAUGACGAAGUUUUUGACGAUGAUGACCAAUCCAAUCUGGAAUCGAUGGAAAUUGUCCCAAAUGAAUCGAACCUGGAAUCAACACAAAAACAAUAUGCAUCUGUUCGUUCGUUGACGAAAAUCAUUGGAAGUGAUGAACUUGGACGAAUCAUCGCCGAAAUCAAUGGACGGCAAUCCAACGAUGUAACAUUCAACAAAUGUCAGAUUGAUGGUCCUAUUGAAUCGCACCCCGAAUAUAAAUUGGUUGUGGAUGCCAAUAAUAUGGCCGUACAAAUAGACAAUGAUAUCAAUAUUUGCCAUAAAUUUGUUCGCGAUAAAUAUGCCAAACGUUUUCCCGAAUUGGAAUCAUUAGUGCCCAAUCCUAUGGACUAUUUGAUGACAGUGAAGGAAUUGGCAAACAAUUUGGACAAAGUUAAAAACAAUGAAAAACUUCAACAAUUCCUCACACAAGCCACUAUUAUGGUGGUCAGUGUGACAGCCUCCACUACUCAAGGUUCGAUGAUGUCCGACGAGGAAUUGAACUAUAUCAUGGAUGCCUGCGAUGUUGCUAUCGAAUUGAAUGAAUGCAAAAUGUUGAUUUAUAAAUUUGUCGAAUCGAGAAUGACUUUCAUUGCUCCGAAUCUGACUGUUAUUAUCGGUGCUUCCAUUGCUGCCAAGCUAAUCGGUUUGGCCGGUGGAUUGACUAGUUUAUCGAAAAUGCCUUCAUGUAACCUGAAAUCAUUGGGAUCUACGCGUAAAACAUUAUCCGGAUUCUCCACCACUGCUAUAAUGCCGCAUACUGGACUGGUGUUUCAAUCAGAAAUCGUUCAAAAUUCCCCACCUGAUUUACGUAAAAAAGCUGCCACAUUGGUGGCAAACAAAUCAACAUUAGCUGCACGUGCUGAUGCUGUUCAUUCCUAUCCAGAUGGAUCAAUGGGCGAUAAAUUUCGCGAAGAAAUCGAACGAGCAUUGGAUAAACUCCAAGAACCACCACCAGUCAAACAAGUCAAACCUUUGCCAGCACCAAUCGAUACGCCGAAGAAAAAACGCGGUGGUAAACGUGUUCGUAAGCUGAAAGAACGUCUUGUCAUAACCGAUUUACGAAAACAAGCUAACCGAUUAAACUUUGCCGAAAUCGAAGAUGAUGCCUAUCAAAAUGAUCUGGGAUUCACCACCGGUCAAAUGGGCAAAUCUGGCAGUGGUCGCAUUCGUGGACCACAAAUCGAUGAAAAAACCAAGGUUCGAAUAUCGAAGACAUUGCAAAAAAAUCUUCAACGCCAUCAACAGGUAUUUGGUGGAACUACUACCGUUCGCAAACAGGUAUCCGGAACAGCAUCCACCAUAGCAUUCACACCCAAACAAGGUCUAGAAAUCAAUAAUCCAUUGGCAGCCGAAAAGAAAGUGAACGAAGCAAAUGCCAAAUAUUUCAGCAAUUCCAGUGGAUUUUUCAGUGUUAAACCAAAAAUAUGAAUUUCAAUUUUAAUAGCAAUCAAAAGAAAUAAUAAAAACUGAACAUAGUUUUUAAA
Dermatophagoides pteronyssinus (European house dust mite) is the source of this 1626-nucleotide messenger RNA. RefSeq names its product pre-mRNA processing factor 31 (gene Prp31). Gene Ontology annotation, cellular component: U4/U6 x U5 tri-snRNP complex; precatalytic spliceosome; U4 snRNP. NCBI's taxonomy places the organism in Eukaryota, Metazoa, Arthropoda, Arachnida, Sarcoptiformes, Pyroglyphidae. The record is from RefSeq and is a predicted model, not a curated record. Gene Ontology annotation, biological process: mRNA splicing, via spliceosome; spliceosomal tri-snRNP complex assembly.